This is a messenger RNA of Kluyveromyces lactis, 2169 nucleotides long. It is a transcript of the gene SWE1, whose product is annotated as tyrosine protein kinase SWE1. The coding region runs from base 1 to 2169 and encodes 722 amino acids. Lineage: Eukaryota; Fungi; Ascomycota; Saccharomycetes; Saccharomycetales; Saccharomycetaceae. The record is from RefSeq and is a predicted model, not a curated record. The transcript has a single exon. Gene Ontology annotation, molecular function: protein kinase activity; ATP binding. Gene Ontology annotation, biological process: protein phosphorylation.
AUGCCAUCGAAACGGAAAAACUCACUGCAGCCAAACUUUGGGCGCGUAACUGUCAACACUGCACUUUCACCUCGGGUAGAAGUUUACCAAGACAUAAAUGAAGAAGAGACUGACCAUGCAUACCAAAGUGAUGUCGAUCUUGAUACGGAUAUGGACCUGGACGUUGAGUUUCAUUACUAUGACCAGCUUUCGCACUUCAGUAACAAUUCCAAUAAUCUCAAGUUUUACUCGGAACCUCUGAGUUCAAGAUCUAAUUCUAAUGACACUCCGUUGGGUCUUACGAGAAGUGUUGGUGUUCUCAAUCUUUCAUUGGAGACUGAAACGCCUGAUGUGAAAGAUCAAAAGUUUAAUGAGGAAAAUCAGUCCCAUAUCGACAGCAGAGUACCACAGCUUCAAAGGCCCCUCAUCACUACAAGUGCCUCCAAUUCAGCAUCUAAUAGUUUAAAGAGAACUGUGAGCAAGACUGGAUUCAAUAUAUCCUCUCCAUUUUCCAAGAACAAUGCUGCAUAUUUAAAGAGUUGGCAUAGUACGAAUGCUGCAACAUCUAGUGAUUUGUCCUCCACUAAGACUACAGGAAAAAGUAAUAAUUCGUUUACAGAAGCAAAACCGGAUCCUGUAGCUUUUCAGUCAUCUGGCCUUAUUUCCAAAAUGAAACAAACAAUUCUACCCAAGAAGUUGACAAUACCAGAUACGCCUGUGAAGAAGUCUCCGCUGGUUUCGAGACAUUCUGACCAAGAACUUUUGGACACACCAAUAUUAGAGCAUUCAUCUAUCAUGUCAGCACAAAAUCAGACGACAUUUCCUACGAUGUAUGAUUCCCAACUUUUCAAAUCUCCCCCGAUGAUAAAUACCGUGUUACCUUCAUCAGAAAACUCUCCUACCAGUUCCUCUAAUCCAAGAUCUAAAAAGAGAACUAAAAUUGUAAAGAACACAGAAUUGACCUCAAUGUUGAGACAAAUCACGGACGAUUUGUACGGACACGAUCAAGAAAGUUCAAUCUUUUCACCGUCACCCUCAAAGACAAAUCUUCAAACUCCAACGAAAACAUCCUUUGAUAUUGGUCCUGAUUCUCUGGCUAUCAUGACAAAACUGCGAAACGAUCCAACACAUCUUCAACCACCUGAGAAGCAAAGAUCAAUCAAUGCAAGUAUCAUGAAAAACCCUGAUUUCCAUCUAACGACCAAAUUCAGUAAUGUAUCCAUAAUGGGAAAAGGUCAGUUUUCUACUGUCUACCAAGUGACUUUCCCAGAAACUGGUUUAAAAUACGCCAUCAAAAGUGUACGACCAACUAAACAUAAUUUUACCAAUCGAAUUCUACAAGAAAUCAAUAUGUUGUCAACAAUUCAGGAUUCAGUUACAAAUGACACAGAAGGUAAGGAAUAUAUCGUAGAAUUUAUUUCUUCGUGGUCACAUAAAGGUUCAUUUUAUAUAAUGACAGAAUUCUGCGAAAAUGGAAAUUUAGAUGCUUUUAUACAAGAGCACGUCAUUGCUAAACAACAACGAUUGGAAGAUUGGAGGAUAUGGAAGAUUAUCGUUGAAAUCUGUCUAGCUUUGAGAUUCAUCCAUGAUUCCUGUUCAAUUGUUCAUUUAGAUUUGAAGCCAGCUAAUGUUCUCAUAACUUUCGAAGGUAAUUUGAAACUUGCUGAUUUUGGGAUGGCUACAAAGUUGCCAAUAGAAGAUAAAAGUUUUGAAAACGAGGGUGACCGUGAAUAUAUUGCCCCGGAAAUUAUACGUGACGGAAUAUACGAUUUCCGUGCUGACAUCUUCUCCCUUGGGCUAAUGAUGAUUGAAAUCGCUGCUAACGUUAUUUUGCCUGAUAACGGAAGUGCAUGGCAUAAAUUGAGGUCUGGUGAUCUAUCUGAUGCUGGCAGAUUAAGUAGUGCGGAGAUCCAUUCGAGCUCACUCUUUUCCAAUAAAAAAGAUCAUACGAAUAUCACUGACAUCACAACGCAUGAGACAAAAAUUCCAGCGUGGGUACCGAAGUUUUUAUUAGACGGAAUAUCGCUGGAAAGGACUAUCAGAUGGAUGAUCGAACCGGAUUACAGAGAUCGUCCAUCUGCAUCUGAUUUACUCCGCACCGAGGAAUUAGAAUAUGUAGAACUAACAAGAAAGACAGGUGCAGUUAUUCAUGAGGAUGACUACGGCCCAAAACCAGAAUUCUUCUCCUAA